Nannospalax galili (Upper Galilee mountains blind mole rat) is the source of this 1660-nucleotide messenger RNA. RefSeq names its product ELAV like RNA binding protein 4 (gene Elavl4). Gene Ontology annotation, cellular component: ribonucleoprotein complex. The record is from RefSeq and is a predicted model, not a curated record. NCBI's taxonomy places the organism in Eukaryota, Metazoa, Chordata, Mammalia, Rodentia, Spalacidae. The transcript has 7 exons. Gene Ontology annotation, molecular function: RNA binding. The coding region runs from base 305 to 1447 and encodes 380 amino acids.
AGUUGUUCUUAGCUGCAUCCUAGAAUCAGGGGUUUCGGCUCACUGUUCCCUUCCUUUCUGCCUUCCUUCCUUCUUUUUCUUUCUGCCUUUCUUUCCCUGCCCCACCCCCUCCCAAUAAUUGAUUUACUUUACAGUCAUCCACACUGUGUUUUGUGGAUCUUCAGAGAUUAGAUAGAUAGAUAGAUAGAUAGAUAGAUAGAUAGAUAGAUAACAAUAGUAGUCAUUUUUAAAACAUAUUCUGAAAGCUUUGCAAAUUUUAAGAGAAGAGUCGAAGCUCUACGAGAUCCAAUAUUUGCCAAUAAGAAUGGUUAUGAUAAUCAGCACCAUGGAGCCUCAGGUGUCAAAUGGCCCAACAUCCAAUACAAGCAAUGGACCCUCCAGCAACAACAGAAACUGUCCUUCUCCUAUGCAGACAGGCACAGCCACAGAUGACAGCAAAACCAACCUCAUCGUCAACUAUUUACCCCAGAAUAUGACCCAAGAGGAGUUCAGGAGUCUCUUUGGGAGCAUUGGUGAAAUAGAAUCCUGCAAACUCGUGAGAGACAAAAUUACAGGACAGAGUUUAGGGUAUGGAUUUGUUAACUAUAUUGAUCCAAAGGAUGCAGAGAAAGCCAUCAACACUUUAAACGGACUCAGACUCCAGACCAAAACCAUAAAGGUGUCAUAUGCCCGUCCGAGCUCGGCCUCUAUCAGGGAUGCUAACCUCUACGUUAGCGGCCUUCCCAAAACCAUGACCCAGAAGGAGCUGGAGCAGCUUUUCUCGCAAUAUGGUCGUAUCAUCACCUCACGAAUCCUGGUUGAUCAAGUCACAGGAGUAUCUAGAGGGGUGGGAUUCAUCCGCUUUGAUAAGAGGAUCGAGGCAGAAGAAGCCAUUAAAGGGCUGAACGGCCAGAAGCCCAGCGGUGCUACAGAACCGAUUACUGUGAAGUUUGCCAACAACCCCAGCCAGAAGUCCAGCCAGGCCCUGCUCUCCCAGCUGUACCAGUCCCCCAACCGGCGCUACCCUGGUCCUCUCCACCAUCAGGCUCAGCGGUUCAGGCUGGACAAUUUGCUUAAUAUGGCCUAUGGCGUAAAGAGACUGAUGUCUGGACCAGUCCCCCCUUCUGCUUGUCCCCCCAGGUUUUCUCCAAUCACCAUUGAUGGAAUGACAAGCCUUGUGGGAAUGAACAUCCCUGGUCAUACAGGAACAGGCUGGUGCAUCUUCGUCUACAACCUGUCCCCUGAUUCCGACGAGAGUGUCCUCUGGCAGCUUUUUGGCCCCUUUGGCGCAGUGAACAACGUCAAGGUCAUCCGUGACUUCAACACCAACAAGUGCAAGGGAUUUGGCUUUGUCACCAUGACCAACUACGACGAGGCAGCCAUGGCCAUCGCCAGCCUCAACGGUUAUCGCCUAGGAGACAGAGUGUUGCAAGUUUCCUUUAAAACCAACAAAGCCCACAAGUCCUGAAUUUCUCACCCUUACUUAUUAAAAUAUAUAAAUAUAUACGAACAAAACAUGAGUGCACACACAUACACAAAAGAGAGAGAAACAAAACUUUUCAAGGCUUAUAUUCAACCAUGGACUUUAUAAGCCAGUGUUGCCUAAGUAUUAAAACAUUGGAUUAUCCUGAGGUGUACCAGGAAAGGAUUUUAUAAUGCUUAGAAAAAAAGAAAAAAAAAA